Molecule: messenger RNA, 1188 nt
Organism: Dioscorea cayenensis subsp. rotundata (Guinea yam)
Lineage: Eukaryota; Viridiplantae; Streptophyta; Magnoliopsida; Dioscoreales; Dioscoreaceae
Exons: 4
Coding region: 1-1188 (395 amino acids)
Source: RefSeq, a predicted model, not a curated record
AUGAUAGAUGCUAUAGCAUGUAUUGGUUUGGGAUACAAAGGUCCUACGUUUCAUGCUUUGCGAACCAACUUAUUGGAGGAGUCAAAGAAAGAAUUGCAAUUACUUGUUGACACUUAUCAAAGUAGUUGGGAAGAUUAUGGAUGCACAAUAAUGGGAGAUGGUUGGAAAUAUAUUCGACAAAGAUCUUUGAUUAAUUUUCUUGUGUAUACUCCGAAAGGGAUAUCUUUCAUCAAAUCUGUUGAUGCAUCGGACCUAAUUUUUUAUGCUCAAACUCUUUGCAAUUUGUUUGCUGAGAUUGUGGAGAUUGUUGGUUGCCAAUAUGUUGUUCAUAUGAUCACAGAUAAUGCAGCUAAUUAUAAAGCUGCAGGAAGAUUGCUUAAUGAGAAGUAUCCCAAUAUCAUGUGGACACCUUGUGCAACUCAUUGUUUGAAUUUGAUGUUGAAGGAUAUUGCCAAAAUGCCACACAUAGAGAAUUUAGCACAGCGUGCCUCUUCUAAUACUGUUUUUGUGUAUAAUCACAAAUGGACUUUGGGUUGGUUAAGAAAUAUAAAAGGCUGGAUAGAGAUUCUUCGACUUGGUGAUACUCGUUUUGCCACAACUUUUAUUGAUUUGAAGAGUCUUCAUGAUCAUAAAUGUGAUUUGCAAGCUAUGAUUACUUCUAGAUACUUUCUUGUUGUCAAAAUUGUGUCUCCACUUGUACGAUUGCUACGCAUUGUGGAUUCUGAUGAAAGACCUUCUUUGGGUUAUGUUUAUAAAGGGAUGAUCAGAGCAAAUAAAGCUAUAAAGGAGACUUUUAAAUAUGUAAGAAGAUUGUAUCAACCUUAUAUCUCAAUUUUGGAAAAAAUAUGGGAGCGUCAAUUGUGGCAAGAUAUUCAUGCUGCUGCAUUUUGGAACUUCAACAAGAGCAACUCUCUAGAUCCUAUUGAUUAUGAGUGUAUUGACAAGAUUGAUUCUUGGGCUGUGGAGAAUGAGCCUUCAAGGGAACCCGAACUUAAUCUUGAUGAGUUUGAAAAUAUGGUUGCUCAACAAGAAGAAGGGCAAGAACAAAGAGGAGGACAAAAUGAAGAUACACCAAAUUGUGAUGAUGAGGAUGUGUUGGUGGUUCAAGAUGGAAUUAAUUUUUCAUCCUUUGAUAUCAACCAAGGGAAUGAGGGAGAUGAAAUUCAUGGAAAUGAUGAUAAUGAAUGA